GAGCAACAGCGAAUAGAAUAGGGUACUUCGGAAAAAACCUGGAACGGAAGUCAAGAAAACAAGAAGAAGAAAGUACGCGAAUUUCGUGAGAAUGAGCGCCUGCGUCGCCGCUCUGCCGCUUCCGCAGAGCUACUAUAUUCUCAUACAUGUCCCGCAUUUCUUCUUCCUGAUUUCUUCUCAACACCCUUCCCAGCGCUUCUCCGAAGUACCCUACCCCAGACUUCAGAGCCCGCCAAACGUAACACCCGAUUAAGUUACUGCUCACCAAAACCAGUACUUCGACUCAUUCAAAGUUCCACCGUGAUGGAGCCGUGUUUGAUAGCUGCGUUGUCGGACGACGAGAUGCUGCACAUCCUCAGCUUCCUCUCGGCCCGUUCAGUUGUUGGCCUGCCGAUGCGUUAGUCGCCGCUGGAGAGUCCUGGCGCUGCACCCUCAACUGUGGCGGUCUGUCUCCACAUUCCAUUUCAGCAGCGCCAGCUCCGACAAGUAUUUCUGGACCAUUCUGCGCCUGGCUCCCUGUCUUCGCUCCCUCCUCAUCGGAAGCUCAUGGCAGCCUCUGGGCGGAUCGGCUCUGGCCUUCAGUCCGCUGUUGGCCAUGGAAACAAACUGCGCUGCUGCCAAACUGAGUAUGUCACUCGGUAACCUAGCGUCGCUUGUUUUGGGCGCCCUAGUUGUCCGCAGGCAAGCUGCGCUGGGCCGACUUCGCCAUUUGGAACUUUCCCUGGAACUGACGACUGACGCUCAAAACUCGGCGUGUGUGCACACACUGCUUCAGGAAGUUCACGCUGCAAAAGGUCUGGUGAAGCUUGUGUUGCGCGGGUCACGUUCGACAGGCUCUAAGUUGCCCAAAGCAGCUGCCCUUGACCGUGGCCCGGUAGCAGCGUCUCUGAAGCAACUGCAGUUCGAAUUCGUUGACGAAUUAGUGGAAGAUCAUCUGCUUCCUUUCGUGUCCGAGCACUUGGCCACCCUGGAAAUUGUUCAGACGAAAAGCAAUCACGCGACGUUGACUGCACUGUUGGCCUCUGCGCCGAGGUUACGCAAGCUGGGAUGCCACAUGCUGGACAACAUGAUGACUCUGCGGGGCUGCCCGAGUCUGACAUCAUUGCACCUCUUCGUGGACUUCCAGGACGGUGAUCAGGGUUCCCGCCGUCUGGCCGGAGUCGAGGCGUACUUGCGAGUCGCCACGUGGCAGCUGACGCGCCUCAAGCUGGAGUUCGCCAAGCAGCAGGACCAGGCCGACGUGGUGGACCUGGUGCUGGCCCUGGGCGGCACGCGCGCCUCGCUGCGGCCCUCCACGCUGCGCUGCCUCGCCCUGGACUUCUCGCCCGCCGACCUGCGGGUCCGGAUCGGCUACCUGCCGCCCCUGCAGCUCCGCCCGCUGGCCGCCGUGCUGCACCGCCUGCCCGACCUGCGGCACCUCAACCUGGGCGGCGCGCCGUCCGACGCCUUCCUGGACGCCAUCGACCCCCAGGUGCUGCCCAAGCUCGUCAAGCUGCAGGUGUACUCGCCGCACGGCUGCACUCACGAGUGGUUCCACACCGAAGCGGUGACCGGCGUGUUCCGACGCAAUCCGCGGCUGCACCUGGUCGUGGAAUCUUGCGGCUGUGACUCCGUGGGCGACGAGGACGAUUCGGACUACGAGUCCUGCGCUGCGUGCGCCAAAGACUGCUGCCCCGACGAGUUUUGGGAGGACACCUGCACCGCAGCGUUCUUCUCGCACCCUGACGCGGAGCCCUGCGACUGGGUGGAGAUCCACCGAGAGGGCGCCAUUGUCUCCCAGAGCAUGCAAGUGAAGGUGUGAGGUAGUUCGUGAAAAGACUUCAGGAAACUUGUGUUUUGAUCAAACUUUAAUGGGAACCUUUUUCUGACAAUAUUCUUUUGUACACAAUUUAACAGGCUUGAAGUUAUUUUCUUACUCGAAACUGUUAUAUCUAGAUAUCAAUUAUAAUGAAUUCAAUAACUUAAAA
This is a messenger RNA of Thrips palmi, 1967 nucleotides long. RefSeq lists its product as uncharacterized. The record is from RefSeq and is a predicted model, not a curated record. NCBI's taxonomy places the organism in Eukaryota, Metazoa, Arthropoda, Insecta, Thysanoptera, Thripidae. The coding region runs from base 596 to 1801 and encodes 401 amino acids. The transcript is spliced from 8 exons.